Molecule: messenger RNA, 1320 nt
Organism: Closterium sp. Naga37s-1
Lineage: Eukaryota; Viridiplantae; Streptophyta; Zygnematophyceae; Desmidiales; Closteriaceae
Source: the annotation of a GenBank genome assembly
AUGUUGGAUCGAACCAGGGUCCAACGAGAGCUCGUCGAAAUUCGACGGGAUCAUGAGUCGGGGGUGACUGUUGAUGUUCCAGGAGAUGAUCUCGCUCGAAUGAGCGGGACUAUAAUGGGGCCUGUCGGAACGCCUUAUGAAGGAGGAACGUUUCUGGUGGAUAUAGUACUUACAGACUCGUACCCGUUCAAGCCUCCAAAGAUGACCUUCAUUACCAAGGUCUGGCACCCUAACGUCAGCAGCCAAAACGGUGCAAUUUGUCUGGAUAUUCUGAAAGACCAGUGGACUCCUGCCUUGACGCUCAAAACGGCUCUUCUGUCACUUCAAGCGCUGUUAUCAUCACCUGAACCUGAUGACCCUCAAGACGCAAUCGUCGCGCAACAGUAUUUGAAGGAUUAUCAGACGUUUGUCAGCACUGCACGGUACUGGACAGAGGCGUUUGCCAAAAGACCAUCCUUGGCACUUGAUGACAAGGUGAAGAAGCUGGUGGAGAUGGGCUUUCCAGAGGCCGCUGCUAGGGUUGAAAGGGGGAGAGGAUGGGUGGUGGCUCCUGGGUCUGCAAGACUGCUCCGGCACUUCCAGUCCCGCACGCUGAAGCAGGCCCUGGUAACCACGCACUCGCGCCUGGACGUGCUGCUUCUCACUGACCAGCUUGGCAAUUUCUCCUUUGACUCUCAAAUCAACGUCACUACCGGCGCUGCUGCUUCACCUUCUGCCUCUGGUGGCCCCUCUCACGCUCCUCUUACAUUAUCACCCCCUCCAUCUGAGUCCCGUCCGCCCUCCGAUACAUCGCAAACAGCUGCUGCAGACUUAUAUGGCGAAUCAGCGUCAGCCCCAUCAGCAGCAGUGCCGUCACAAACAGCUGCGCCAUCAUGUGGAGUGACAGCAGAACCAGGAGGCACACUACUAAACGAGGCACAAACAUCACCCGCAGCAGCAGUCUCAGGCAUCGACUCUCUGGAAGCUGCCAGAAAGAGGGUGGAUGAGUUUGUUGAGACCUGCAAGAAGUGGAAUCUGAAGCCAUCACAAAUCCUUGUGGUGCUUGGUUCUGGACCCACUUCCUCCUUCCUCGCGCAAGCCCUGCAAGACAGUGGAUGGGCCGCAUGGUGGAAGCAGCUGUCUGAGGGGACAUUGCACAGGGAUGGAAUGCGAGACGGUGAUGUGCAAGUGGAUGGGGAUCGGAAACAGGUUGCUGACUGGCUGCAGGCUAGUGCUAGGUUCAAGGCAGCAGACAUGGUAGAGCUGAAGGGAGUGGUGGAGGAGCUGAAUGGAGUGUCGUUUAGAAGCAGCACGUUCGUGCAUGCGCAAGGGAGAAUUUAG